AUGCAGAUCGGGCAGGGGUUAUUACUACGCCAUUGGGGACACCUGGAGCCCAGCCGACGAGCCUUGCAAGAAGUGCACCUGUCAGGCGGACGGAGACGCCACCAAAACAGAAUGUGUCGCCAGAAACUGCCCCGAUCCACCAGGUCCCAAUUGCCGUCCACUCACCCUGCAGUUCCAGUGCUGUCCUUACGACUGGGAUUGCUCCGACUCAUACUUAAUCACGACGCCAAGGAAAUGGGUCAGAGGGCAGGAAGCGUCCGUCUGCAUCUUCCUCAUCGGCUCACCAGACAUCACAUUGAAUUUCUUGCUCAAAGACAAUUCGGAGGUUGUGUCCCAGGUCACCCUAGAACAAACGGCUGCAAGCGGAUACCACUGUGUGAAUGUGACAGUUCCCAGCAGCACUGGGUAUAAUUCUGUGCUUGAAAUUUCUGGAGAAAUAAACACUGCGUCCAUCUCCGAAAAACGCGACCUGAUUCUUGUGUCCCUCACGCAGACUUUUAUCCAAACCGACAAAUAUCUGUACAUGCCGGGCCAGUUAGUGCUGUUCCGCAUCCUGACCAUUACUGGAACGAGAGCUCUCGUUUCUUAUGAAGACAUUCCAGAGAUAUGGAUCAAAUCGCCUAGUGGCAGAAGGUUGAUACAGUGGAAAAACACUCCCAUUCCAGUUGGACUGCUGCAGUUGGACUUCCAGUUAGCUGAGGAGGUGGAAGAGGGCACUUACCAGAUUUUCGUGAGAACCGAAGAGACAAGAGCAUCGCAGAGUUUCAAAGUGGAAGAAUAUGUGUUGCCAAGAUUCAGCCUCACCAUUCAGCCACCUCCAUAUGUCUUGGCAACCGACACAGAAGUCGUUUUCUCUGUAUGUGCCAAGUACACCUAUGGUCAGCCUGUUAAGGGGACUCUUAAGCUGUCUGUGACCAGGCCCUAUUAUUAUUAUUACUACUACUACAAUCAACCAACGUUUGUAUAUGUGGAGAAGACACUCAGCGGUUGUGAGGAAGUCAGUGUAGCAACGGUUAACAUUGGUUACAGCGGAUAUCAAAUGGAAGUGAAAGGUUCUUUUGUCGAAGAGGGAACAGGCAACGUCGCGAAUACCACAGCUUCUGUGGAAGUGCACUACGCAUCUACCAUUUUAGAAACCAUCACCCCUGAAGAAAACGUGAAACCGGGACUGCCGUAUAAUUUCAGAGUGAAGGUGACUAAACCAGGUUCUUCGACGCCCGAGGGCGUAAUUGUUUCAGUAUGUGGGGGCUAUGGCAAUCCUUGUAAAGACUACUCAGCAGAUGAAUCCGGAAUCAUCAAUGCCUUCAUUCCUUCUCACCUUCUUGUGGACUCCUCAUAUUCCUAUAUUUGGGCACAGGCCCUCAAUGGAAAUCAGCAAGGCAACCUGGGUUGGCUAUAUCCUAGUUCCACCAGUGCGUCCCCGUCAAAAUUCUUUUCUGCGUCUCAGUCCAGUCUUAGCCUGGGGUUGCUGCCUAAGUCACACAAAUGUUCACCUAGUGGAAACACAAUCACAAUCCCUGUGAUGUUUGUGGCUAACGAUACUGCUUCCAUCAUUCUGCACAUCCAGGUGUUCUCAAGAAGUCAGAUCACGUACACCAGCGAAGAAGUCCACGACUUGACUCCAAAUGACCUCCCAAUCAGUGAGUCAGAUCUUCUGGAGCCUUUGCAACCACUCAGUGACAGCAGCCUCAUCAGAGGAUACUUCAACAUUGACAUUCCCUUAGGGCCAUUGACUUCACCUCAUCUUAAGGUCCUGAUAUGGUACUCCCGCAGCGAUGGUGAGGUCGUAUCAACCUCUGGAAGAGCAGAUGUGAGCAAAUGUCUCAGGAACCCGACCUCCCUCAGGUGGGAGACGAAAACAGAUGCUUUGCCCUCUCCAAAGGAUGACGUCAGUCUCGUCCUUUCGUCCGCGCCGAGCUCAGUCUGUGGCUUAGGGGUGGUGGAUGAAAGCGUUGAACUGCUCUCUGGAAGUCAGCGAGGAACCCCGACACUUGGAGCAAUAUUCCAGCUGUUCGAAGCAGCAGAAGUUAACCAGUGGGAAAACUCACAAGUCAAUGAUUAUCUUUAUUGCAAUGGCAAUAACGAAAACUCUGUUAUCGAUUACGACUAUAGCGCCGAGGUGCCUGCAGGAAAUCGAAGAAGAAAGCCCAAUGGAUACACUAACAUGCAAGAUGCCUUGAAAUCUUUUGACGUGGCAGGGGUGUACGUCAUAAGCGAUCUGACUCUGGAGACAAGGCCCUGUUAUUACACUUAUACUUACUACUAUGAUUAUGGAUUCAAUGAUUAUGGCGCUGCAGGGAUGACCACCUCGGGUGACUAUGGUAAUCUCCCCACUACAACAGAAGCUACGGCAUCUUUCGCACCAAUCACAGAACCUGCCUAUACUACAAGUGGGUAUGUGGAUAUAGUCCCUAAUCCGGAAAAAGUCGAACUCGAGCGGACCUACUUCCCUGAAACAUGGCUCUGGGAAAUCGUUGUCAUUAGCGAGAGUGGCGAGACGGCGAAGGAGGUCGAACUUCCGGACACCGUGACGACGUGGGUGGGCGAGGCCAUCUGCCUCCAUCCAGAGUUGGGCAUCGGACUGAGCCCCAAGUCCUCCAUCACCUCCUUCGUGCCCUUCUUCCUAGACCUCAGUCACCCAGCCACCGCCCGCAGGAACGAGAAGGUCCCCGUCCUGGUCUCCGUCUUAAAUUACCUGACCACAAGUCUGCCUGUGACCGUUGAGUUGCUGCCAAGCGCAGAUUACACGUCUCCGACUUAUUCAAUGAAGACCUGCGUCUCCGGCAGCGGGAAGGAAGUGGUGCAGUUCUUGGUGGUGCCUCUGGAGGCCGGGGACGUCAACCUCACC
Macrobrachium nipponense is the source of this 2848-nucleotide messenger RNA. RefSeq names its product alpha-2-macroglobulin-like. The transcript has 16 exons. The annotation marks the transcript as partial. Gene Ontology annotation, molecular function: endopeptidase inhibitor activity. Lineage: Eukaryota; Metazoa; Arthropoda; Malacostraca; Decapoda; Palaemonidae. The record is from RefSeq and is a predicted model, not a curated record.